UAGUCGCACUCGCACGCCUCCAGCGCUGCCACACCCGUCUACGUUCCUUCGCGUGCCAAAUCGAUUGGUUCAUAUUCGUUUAACUUUGGCUUUUGUGCAAGCGGAUGCGUAAGGACAGCCAAGUGGAAGCAGCAAGGCUGAUUCCGUAUCAGACAAGCAUGCAGACAAGUUUAAGCGCUGCCAACAGCGAUGUCAAGUGGUGAUGAAAGCAUGAAGGGAAAAACAUCCCACGACUACGAGCGGGCGGUGCCUUUUAAUGUGACUGCUUGAUUGCGCCGCUUGCGUAAUACUCCGCGUGCACAGGUGACACGGUGACACAUUUCUAACCUUGCUUCUAGACUGAACAUACCUCGGUGACGGACGCGAUGACUAUAAGCAGAACUUUAGCCUCCCUGCUGAAGCGAGCCAGUCGCCACAGAUUCACGGGCACUUCUGUCUCCUUCGUGCGCAGUAUCAUAACAUGUCAAGAUCCCAUUCGCCCGAAGGCAAUGUCAGAAGUGAUGGAAGCUCUCAAAAGUCAUGUGGGAUAUGUUGGUGAUAUAAAUAUUGAUGCCAAGAUUAUCAGAACAAGUGCCCACGCGAAGCUCCCGAAUUCCCAAGAAGAACUACCAGAACGUAGCAUGCUGGACAGCUACGAUGAGUGCAUCAUACCAGUGGCCACCUCUUCAACCAUGCAGAAGAGCCACACCUCUGGCCAAGGCUUCGUUCGUUUUGGUCGUAUUCUCGAGGACAUGGAUGAGUUUGCAGUGUGGCUGUCGUACCGGCACGUGCAGUACCCAGGCCUGAGCUUCGGCGUGCCUAUGCCCGUGAACAUGGUGACUGCUCUAGUGGACAGCAUACACAGUGAUAACAUGGAAAUUCGGCCACAACAUGACCUCAAACUCUGUGGCCACAUUUCCUGGGUUGGCAAGACAUCCAUGGAGGUCACCAUGGAGCUCCUAUCUCUGGGCCCAGAACAAGCCAGACAUUUGCUGACUGCGAAGUUUGUGAUGGUCGCUAUGCAAGCUAAUGCCUCAAAAACUGUUCCUGUAAAUAAGCUUAUACCAAGAAACGAUGAAGAAAAAGCUAUUUUUGAAGAAGGAGCAGCCAGCGUUGCACGAAGGAAAAAAUUCCAAGCAAGUGGCAUUCUCAAACAACCACCAACACAAGAAGAGAGGGAUCUCCUUCACAAGCUUUUCCUAGAAGACUUUGAUCCAGAGACAUAUAUCCUAAAAUCUGAUGAGUGCCCCAAUGGGGCCAUUUGGAUGCAGGAUGCACGGUUAACCAAUGUCAUCAUUUGUCAGCCCGAGUUUGAGAAUCUCUACAACAAGGUAUUUGGUGGCUUCCUGAUGAGAAACGCCUAUGAAGUGGCAUGGGCAACAGUUUACAUCCUCAGUGGACGUCGCCCCAAGACGUACCACACAGAUGACAUCUGGUUCCGGAAGCCAGUGGAGUUGGGCUCUCUGCUCCAUUAUGAUUCACAGGUGGUGUACACCCAGGACAACUUUGUCCAAGUCAAUGUGAAUGCAACGGUAAUCCAACCUGAGAAAGGCACAAAGGAAAUAACAAAUGUUUUCCACUUCACCUUCGGCCUCGAUGGAGAAAAUCCGGCUCCCAGAGUGAUCCCUAGGUCUUACCCUGAAAGUAUGCUGUACAUUGAAGGAAAACGGUACCUGGACCAUGCCAUGUCACAGCGACGACCUGGAGCAAGCCAGAGCCAUGGUCACAACAAAAGUAACAGCAAAAGCUAACAACACAAGCCAUGACUCUGGCCACGAAUCAAAGAGCACAUGCCAUGGCUCAAGCCAUAAUGAAUCAAAAAAAGGAACAUGAGUUCAACAACAAUACAGCAGUGUGGUCUGUGCAGGGCAACCAACACUGAACUGGAUGCUCGAGUUGAGGUUGUGAGGAUGCAUUUUACAGCAGCGAGAUGAACUCAUGGCCCAAGGGAUUUCAAUAGUGGUCACAUUUACAAUGCUGUAUACGUAUAACUAUUGCCUGUAUGCCACGUAUGCAACUAGCAAAGAGAAAGCGCUUGUUUAUUACAUGUUUGUAUUAAUACUGCAGUGAUCCUUUGGUGUCCAGAAGCACCUUACAUAAACCCAUGCAUAACAGCACUUAGCUUUUACUUAAAAGAUUCUAGAAUCUCACAACAUGCUUCCCCUUCCCAACCAGUUUUUGAAUUUCACGCUCUUGUAUGAAAAUGAAUAUAUUAAAGCACCCAUUUUAUCUCUGG
Messenger RNA from Dermacentor albipictus, 2215 nucleotides. RefSeq names its product acyl-coenzyme A thioesterase 9, mitochondrial-like. Gene Ontology annotation, biological process: acyl-CoA metabolic process. Gene Ontology annotation, molecular function: fatty acyl-CoA hydrolase activity. The record is from RefSeq and is a predicted model, not a curated record. NCBI's taxonomy places the organism in Eukaryota, Metazoa, Arthropoda, Arachnida, Ixodida, Ixodidae. Gene Ontology annotation, cellular component: mitochondrion.